UUUUCACGACAGCCUGCCACCAUUUUGUUCGGCUUUCCCGUACCUGCGAUAUUGUCCACGAAAAGAGCUUCAGAACUUAUCAACUGGUCGUUCAAACACACAAGAAAGAUAGAAGAUGGCUGACAAAGAUUGCCUCGUAUAUCGUGCCAAGUUGGCCGAGCAGUCCGAACGCUAUGACGACAUGGUUGAGGCGAUGAAGGAGGUCACCAUGAUGGGCACCGAGGAACUGUCACAAGAGGAGCGCAACCUGUUGUCCGUCGCUUACAAGAACGUGGUUGGUGCACGACGAUCGGCGUGGAGGGUGAUGUCGAGUCGUGACGCGUCCUCAGAGGGCGUCAAAGAGUACAAGGCGGUGAUCGAGAAGGAGUUGGAAGAGUUGUGCAACGAGGUGAUCACACUUCUCGACAAGCACCUCAUACCCAACGCGACCGCCUCCAAGAAGUCCGAGAGCAAGGUGUUUUAUUUGAAAAUGAAGGGCGACUACCAGCGAUACUUGGCCGAGGUGGCGACGGGCGAUUGUCGCGCGGGCGUCGUGGAGAAGUCGCGGAUCGCUUACGAGGAGGCGUUCAAAGCCGCCACCAGCACCUCUGAUAGUGGCGGUAUGGCUCCGACCCAUCCAAUCCGGUUAGGUCUCGCGUUGAACUUUUCCGUUUUCCAUUACGAAAUUGAAAAUGCGCCGGAUAAAGCGUGCGCGAUGGCAAAGAAGGCGUUUGACGACGCGAUCGCUGAGUUAGAUACCCUGAGUGAGGACUCUUACAAAGAUAGCACGCUCAUCAUGCAGUUAUUGCGCGACAACCUGACCCUGUGGACGUCCGAGACGCAAGACGAAGACCAGCAGGAAGAGAAUUAAAAUCGUCGUCAAUAGGUAGCGCUGUAUGUCUUGAAUCACGACAUCAUUUCUGGGAUUGUCAUCGAAUGUUGCGAGUCAACUGAAUGGUGAUUGUGUAUCGAAUUAACAGCUGUUGAGCAUCUUGACACACGAGGCUCUGAGUUUGCAACACCCCUCCUCCACCCCUCCUCGACCGGUUUAAGUGGGUGGUAUCGGACUGACAGUAGUGAGUGUAUGGCUUGCAAAUUCAUAGCACAAUAGUCAAGCUACUUUCGCUACAUUCGGCAGUGUGUAUCUAGCAGAACCAAGUGUCGUCAAGACCUUUGUUGUGUCUUUAACAAUUGAUUUAAAACUAGGGUCUAGGAUAUUUUAAACCCGCUUCACCAUGCGGGACAAGCUUUUCACAAACCUGAUUUCCCUCUCACUAAACUCUCAUCUUUGACCCUGGUCUUGUGUCGACUCGUAGAUAUCUCCCUUUCCCUGUGUGAGUUCUUUCGGUUAGUGCGCUAGAACAGUCCACUUUAGAAAGUCGGGGGGGGGGGGGGUAAAGGUUGACUCGUAAGAUACAAAAUCACCAUUCAAUUGACGUCGUAACACCUCCAGCUUUCUUUGUCCUCGAUCGUCAGUCCCCAUUUUGAUUUUAAAAAGAACAAGCAGAGUCACCUUGUUUCUAUCUUAAAAAAACAUGUAAGCUUUGAUUUUUAAUGUUUCGUUAAAAAUUGACAGAUUUUGAUAACGAAAUUGUCAGUAUAACCGUAACUGAUCAAUGUUUAAGAUACUUUUUCCGAUUAUCCAAAAUCGAUAAUACAUUGGUAUUAUGUCUGGCUAAUUAAACCACUCUAUUCGAACCUCAUCAAGAUGUUUAUUGUCUGGCUUGAUAGGGUCACAGUGCACAGACAGUUGCACCCUGAGCAACAAAUUAAUGUUGAGGAAUUUUCUGAAAUCUACAAUAUGAUUUUUUUACUACAUAACUUCAAAAUAAAUGAUGCAUAAAAAACUUAAAUUAAAAACCAAGCUUUAUAUUGUAACAGUUGUGACAGUUACUCAUUAAUGAAUUGUAUCUACUCUGGGCUAUGCAGGGUGUUUCAUAAAAACUCGCAGGCUUUACCAGGCCUCUGCAUCUAAAUAGGGAUUCCAGUUGGAUUUUUUUGAUUCACCCUGUCUACGUAACAACCUCGAACCCAUGCAUGUUUACAUGUACAGAUGUAGUGUAUUUGAUGACAACCCGUUCUGACUUAAUCUCACACACAAAAUGUCUUAUAAAAAGAUGUAGUAAUAUGGAUAGUAUUUGGAGUCAUUUUGCCUUUUAGGCACGACCGUUGUUGGAAUGUUCGGAUGCCAUUUCCAAGUCGAAGAAAAUACCUCAAUUGAGAAUACUGGCUUCAUUUUUAUGUAAAAAUAAUAUGACAUGGAGGUGACAUGAAACGCCAUGAAUCAUAUGUAGCCCGCUCUUCGGAAGUGACCUGUCUGUCUUAAAGUGACACGUCACAAGUGAGUAACAUUAACUCUCUGUUAACCCAGACUUAAAGUGCAAAUGAGUUUGUAUCAAAAUCACUUGAUCAUCUAUUAUUCCGAUAUGUUUGGUAUUAGGCUAGAUUCACUGUAUUCUCUUCAAGAAUUGGAUUUUACCAUUCAGUUAUCACAUCUUUAGAACAGAGGUCUUCACGAUCGCAGAUUCACCUGAUCAUCACCGUUAUGCGUAUUGUAUCAUCAAAAACAUGAUGUAUCUCCAUGUAUAUUAUAGCAUUGUAACUGAUAAUAGGCCACCGCUUUUCUGUAAAAUGUCUUCUGCUUUGACCAAAAUCUUUCUCCCGGUUCUGCGUCUGUUGCAGUAUUUCAGUUAUUUUUCACCGAUGGAUGAUUCAGUGAGGUACAUCUUUCUGGUCAUUUAAUCAACAUUUUUCAUCUCGAAUGACUCCUUACGAAAGAAACGCACGACUUUAACUUGGAGAAAUUUUCAUGAAAAUUGGUGGCCUAUCACGUAAAUGGUAUAUAGUCCUUCUUGUCUGAAUGUCAUAAGUUUAUAAUUAAUGCAAGAUGGAUUUUUUUAUUCUGACAUAGCGUCUUUGUAAUUUGGCUAAUCGUGGUGAAGCUGAUUAGAGCAGCGCGUUUUGUAAUUCACAUGACAUAUUUCGCACUCAUCGUAUAGAGGGCGCUUUAGCUUGGUCUACUUUAUGAGUGGAUAGUUGACACCUUCACGGCCGGUGUUUCACCCCCCAACAGACCCCUAGAAAAGAGAAGGAUAAGAGAUUGCUGCAUGCCAUAGGAUCUUUUAGCAGUAACUUCUCCAAGACAAGGUCUUCUUCAAUCAAUAGAGCUAUGUUAGCUACACUCCUUUACCAUAUUUUAUUUUAUGGUUGAAUGAAAAAUGACCCCCUUUUCAACACCCUGUCCCCUCAGAAGAAAUUCCCGAAGGCAGAAAAGCGUUAUCGUGAUAUUUUUAAAUAUCAUGAUGAAUCUUUUCCGACUCCAUUAGUGAUUAAAACGGUUUGUCUUUUCUGUUCCUGCCUCACCCUGAAGAUGGCUAUGGUGUAGUUCCUUCGAAAGUCCAUGAGACUCUGAUAACCAGCUCAAUGAAGGGGUUUGGGGCCACGUGGAUCCACGUGGUUCGGCCGUGAAGGUGUUAAGACACUGUAAUCUCUUCCUACGUCUGUGUCAGUUGAUGUGACACGUGUUGUUGUCAUUCUUGGUCUUUCUGUUCGUUAUAAAAGAUACUAGUUGAAAGUUAGAUUGUGAAAGUGCCAUUCAUUGACAAAAUGCUGCCAAGGGGACAAACACGUUUUCGAAAUGACACCUCAAGAAGAUUUAUACGUAACUGGGGUAUAUCUGUCUUGAUACGAUGCAGAAACCUCAGUGGUCGAGAUGUUUAAAUUCAAAAUGUCACAUUCAUUCUGUCACCGGUGCGUCUACUUUACUUCAACAAGGUCACAUUAAAAAAAUAGAAAAAACGGUAGAUUUUGUACCAUGUAGAUUGUGAAAGUGCCAUUCAUUGACAAAAUGCUGCCAAGGGGCCAAACACGUUUUCGAAAUGACACCUCAAGAAGAUUUAUACGUAGCUGGGGUAUAUCUGUCUUGAUACGAUGCAGAAACCUCAGUGGUCGAGAUGUUUAAAUUCAAAAUGUCACAUUCAUUCUGUCACCGGUGCGUCUACUUUACUUCAACAAGGUCACAUUAAAAAAAUAGAAAAAACGGUAGAUUUUGUACCAUGUAGAUUGUGAAAGUGCCAUUCAUUGACAAAAUGCUGCCAAGGGGCCAAACACGUUUUCGAAAUGACACCUCAAGAAGAUUUAUACGUAGCUGGGGUAUAUCUGUCUUGAUACGAUGCAGAAACCUCGGUGGUCGAGAUGUUUAAAUUCAAAAUGUCACAUUCAUUCUGUCACCGGUGCAUCUACUUUACUUCAACAAGGUCACAUUAAAAAAAUAGAAAUAACGGUAGAUUUUGUACCAUGUAGCAGGCAAAACCACUUUUGAGCUCCGAGAACAAAACACCCGUCAUUCAUCGACUAACCUCGUACAUGUCAGAGAACAGAAGUGUGUUAAUGGAUGUUGGUCUAAAUGGCCUCUUGGAAAAUGUUAGAAGUAUUGUUUUGAAAUGUAUCAAAUAUGUUGGCCAAUAAUUUGGAUCCUUGAGUCUGUAGAAUCGGCUGAUUUUAGAUUAAGAGCCUUUUUCAUUGUUCAGUGUUAGGAUGCAACCUUUUUUUUGUGGUUCGGAAAGCUGGAUUAAAGGGACAUCUUUGGCCUGAGAUUUACCUUGCCAGGAGGAUAGUUCUCCAGCUGGUCACCAGGUGCAGCCACUUGUGGUAUCAUACUAAUGAAUAGGUUUUGUGAAUUUCAUUCAGGCGUAAGGUUUUAUCUCGUUCUAGUGAACUUUUAAAUGCAUUUUAAUGAUUUUUUCUCCUGUUAGGAGAAAUCACGGUCCCGCUGGAAGCUUUUUUAAAUGAAAAACCAACAUAUCUCAUACCCAAGUUGUCCCUUCAAUGUCGACUCCAGCUUGAACCCUGAUUCUGAGUUUUGUUAGCGAGAAUGUAAUUUUUGUGUCAAUUUUCACAAUGUUUCAUCGAUUUGUUUACAGUAUUUUGUCCAGUCGAUUCUGAGGCACCAAGAAAGCGAUUUUUAAGAAUUUGUUUCAAGAUGAAGUGAAAUUGAUGACGCUUUAUUCAAAAUAACAUUCCUAAACAUAUUGAAAAUAAGAAAUGACACUUGAUCGGUCAAAAUGAUGUCACAUAGCAAAGUUUUGUCAUCUAUUUGAAGUGAUGCUCCUAAGGCUUCACUAGAAUUUUAAUUGCCAGCAAAACUUAUCAUAUAGUGCCAUAACCUGCCAGUUGAGAUGCGGGUCACUUUAACGAACAUCAAAUGUAAUGACGACAGAGCAGAAAAUGUAUGUCGGUAGUUUUAAAAAUGGUAAACCAAACUAUUACAAGACCUCUAUAUUGAGUUUUGGGUGAAUCCUCAGGUCGUCUUGUUCGAAAUACUGUGAACGGUUUCACCAGCAAUCUUAGUCCAUAGCUUUCCUCCUACUUAAUAAUCCAGCUCUAUGUAAACUUUAUCCAGCUCUAUGUAAACUUAUAUCUUGGUCGUAGUUCAUGUAAGAUGAGUCUAUACUGAAUACGAAUAAAUUUCAUGUCAUUUAGCUUGCAAA
Messenger RNA from Lineus longissimus, 5468 nucleotides. RefSeq names its product 14-3-3 protein beta/alpha-B-like. The coding region runs from base 116 to 850 and encodes 244 amino acids. The record is from RefSeq and is a predicted model, not a curated record. NCBI's taxonomy places the organism in Eukaryota, Metazoa, Nemertea, Pilidiophora, Heteronemertea, Lineidae. Gene Ontology annotation, biological process: signal transduction; intracellular protein localization. The transcript is spliced from 2 exons. Gene Ontology annotation, cellular component: cytoplasm.